AUGAAAAAUAUCUCCCCUCAUAGAGGUAAAGCAGAUCCUGGCAACAUCUUCCACCUCAAACGGGAGGAAGAAACUGCUGUUUUCAGCAUAGAUAAUCAUCUAAUGUCCUCGCAAGGCACCCAUGGAUGCUUUGAAGGAGUCAAAUUGGAAGGAAGGAAUGCUGGUGCAACGUUGAUCGCAAGGCAAAGUGGUCGUUCUGGAGGAUCACAAGAUUGUUGCAGUAUAAACAUAUACAUAUGCAACAAUGUGCAAGGAGUGAACAACUCCGUGCUGAUUGGGAGCAAGGUGAAACAGGGUGACCCGGGUGUCCGCUUAACUUUGAAGGGACUCAAACUGGACAAAGGGUUUAAGAAAAAACAAAGAAGGCAGACCAGAGAAUUAGUUGCUGGAAUUUGCUGGAUCACUUUGUUAUUUGCUCUCCUCGCUAUGAUCUUCUUGUUUUGA
Messenger RNA from Oldenlandia corymbosa var. corymbosa, 444 nucleotides. The record is from the annotation of a GenBank genome assembly. Lineage: Eukaryota; Viridiplantae; Streptophyta; Magnoliopsida; Gentianales; Rubiaceae.